This is a messenger RNA of Physeter macrocephalus (sperm whale), 3143 nucleotides long. RefSeq names its product glutamate ionotropic receptor AMPA type subunit 2 (gene GRIA2). The transcript is spliced from 15 exons. The record is from RefSeq and is a predicted model, not a curated record. Gene Ontology annotation, cellular component: postsynaptic density membrane; plasma membrane; AMPA glutamate receptor complex. Gene Ontology annotation, molecular function: AMPA glutamate receptor activity; transmitter-gated monoatomic ion channel activity involved in regulation of postsynaptic membrane potential. Gene Ontology annotation, biological process: monoatomic ion transport; modulation of chemical synaptic transmission; synaptic transmission, glutamatergic. The coding region runs from base 16 to 2667 and encodes 883 amino acids. NCBI's taxonomy places the organism in Eukaryota, Metazoa, Chordata, Mammalia, Artiodactyla, Physeteridae.
CUACUUUUCUUGGAAAUGCAAAAGAUUAUGCAUAUAUCUGUCCUCCUUUCUCCUGUUUUGUGGGGACUGAUUUUCGGUGUCUCUUCUAACAGCAUACAGAUAGGGGGGCUGUUUCCCAGGGGCGCCGAUCAGGAAUACAGUGCAUUUCGGGUAGGGAUGGUUCAGUUCUCCACUUCGGAGUUCAGACUGACACCCCACAUCGACAAUUUGGAGGUAGCCAACAGCUUCGCAGUCACCAAUGCUUUCUGCUCCCAGUUUUCAAGAGGAGUAUAUGCUAUUUUUGGAUUUUAUGACAAGAAGUCUGUAAACACCAUCACAUCAUUUUGUGGAACUCUCCAUGUGUCCUUCAUCACUCCCAGCUUCCCGACAGAUGGCACCCAUCCAUUUGUCAUUCAGAUGCGACCGGACCUCAAAGGAGCUCUUCUCAGCUUGAUUGAGUACUACCAAUGGGAUAAGUUUGCAUACCUCUAUGACAGUGACAGAGGCUUGUCCACCCUGCAGGCGGUGCUGGAUUCCGCUGCUGAAAAGAAGUGGCAAGUGACUGCCAUCAACGUGGGGAACAUCAACAAUGAAAAGAAAGAUGAGACCUACCGCUCGCUCUUCCAGGAUCUGGAGCUAAAAAAGGAGCGGCGUGUCAUCCUGGACUGUGAACGGGACAAAGUCAACGACAUCGUGGACCAGGUUAUCACCAUUGGAAAACAUGUUAAAGGGUACCAUUACAUCAUUGCAAAUCUGGGAUUUACCGAUGGAGAUCUAUUAAAAAUUCAGUUUGGAGGUGCAAACGUCUCUGGAUUUCAGAUAGUGGACUAUGAUGACGCCAUGGUAUCUAAGUUUAUAGAAAGAUGGUCAACACUGGAAGAAAAAGAAUACCCUGGGGCACACACGACUACAAUUAAGUAUACUUCUGCUCUGACCUAUGACGCCGUUCAAGUGAUGACCGAAGCUUUUCGAAACCUACGGAAGCAGAGAAUUGAAAUCUCCCGAAGGGGGAAUGCAGGAGACUGUCUGGCAAACCCAGCUGUGCCCUGGGGACAAGGGGUAGAAAUAGAAAGGGCCCUCAAACAGGUGCAGGUUGAAGGUCUCUCAGGAAAUAUCAAGUUUGACCAGAAUGGAAAAAGAAUAAAUUAUACAAUUAACAUCAUGGAGCUCAAAACGAAUGGGCCACGGAAGAUCGGGUACUGGAGCGAAGUCGACAAAAUGGUUGUUACUCUCACCGAACUCCCUUCUGGAAACGAUACUUCUGGGCUUGAGAAUAAGACUGUGGUCGUCACUACAAUUUUGGAAUCUCCAUAUGUUAUGAUGAAGAAAAAUCAUGAAAUGCUUGAAGGCAAUGAGCGCUACGAGGGCUACUGUGUUGACUUGGCUGCAGAAAUAGCCAAGCAUUGUGGGUUCAAGUACAAGUUGACCAUUGUUGGGGAUGGCAAGUAUGGGGCCAGGGAUGCAGACACGAAAAUUUGGAAUGGGAUGGUUGGAGAACUUGUAUAUGGGAAAGCUGAUAUUGCAAUUGCUCCAUUAACCAUCACCCUUGUGAGAGAGGAGGUGAUCGAUUUCUCAAAGCCCUUUAUGAGCCUCGGGAUAUCAAUCAUGAUCAAGAAGCCUCAGAAGUCCAAACCAGGAGUGUUUUCAUUUCUUGAUCCUUUAGCCUAUGAGAUCUGGAUGUGCAUUGUUUUUGCCUACAUAGGGGUCAGUGUAGUUUUAUUCCUGGUCAGCAGAUUUAGCCCCUACGAGUGGCACACUGAGGAGUUUGAAGAUGGAAGAGAAACACAAAGUAGUGAAUCAACUAAUGAAUUUGGGAUUUUUAAUAGUCUCUGGUUUUCCUUGGGUGCCUUUAUGCAGCAAGGAUGCGAUAUUUCGCCAAGAUCCCUGUCUGGGCGCAUUGUUGGAGGAGUUUGGUGGUUCUUUACCCUGAUCAUAAUCUCCUCCUACACGGCUAACUUAGCUGCCUUCCUGACCGUAGAGAGGAUGGUGUCUCCCAUUGAAAGUGCGGAGGAUCUUUCUAAGCAAACAGAAAUUGCUUAUGGAACAUUGGACUCUGGCUCCACUAAGGAAUUUUUCAGGAGAUCUAAAAUUGCAGUGUUUGAUAAAAUGUGGACCUACAUGAGAAGUGCAGAGCCCUCAGUGUUCGUGAGGACUACAGCUGAAGGAGUGGCCAGAGUGCGCAAGUCCAAAGGGAAAUACGCCUACUUGCUGGAGUCCACCAUGAACGAGUACAUUGAGCAGAGGAAGCCUUGUGACACCAUGAAAGUUGGUGGGAACCUGGAUUCCAAAGGCUAUGGCAUCGCCACACCUAAAGGAUCCUCAUUAAGAACCCCAGUAAACCUUGCAGUAUUGAAACUCAGUGAGCAAGGCGUCUUAGACAAGCUGAAAAACAAAUGGUGGUACGAUAAAGGCGAGUGUGGCGCGAAGGACUCUGGAAGUAAGGAAAAGACCAGUGCCCUCAGUCUGAGCAACGUUGCUGGAGUGUUCUACAUCCUUGUCGGGGGCCUUGGCUUGGCCAUGCUGGUGGCUUUGAUUGAGUUCUGUUACAAGUCAAGGGCCGAGGCGAAGCGAAUGAAGGUGGCAAAGAAUGCACAGAAUAUUAACCCAUCUUCCUCGCAGAAUUCACAGAAUUUUGCAACUUAUAAGGAAGGUUACAACGUAUAUGGCAUCGAAAGUGUUAAGAUUUAGGGGGUAGGAACGAGGCUCUAAUACAACCUUCUCAGUGCACGUUUUAGCUUUCUUGUCGCGUCCUUAAGCUCUUUUAAAUGAGGAAGGUGGCCAGUGGAUCGUCCUGUAUGUCCUGUUGCUGUUCUUCCGUGUUCCUGGUCAGUGACUAACCGGCAGCCCAACUGUCCAUUUUCCUCUUUAAUGACACGGUAGCUUGGGGGGAUGUGGGCAGAUCCCCGCUGUAAUUGUGCUUUAUUAUUUGUAGUUCAGUUUGGCGCUGUUUGCUUUCAUUUGCUGCAAGCUUUCAGAUAGAAGUAAAUUUUUCUAAAGCAGCACCGCCUUUACUCUGGAUGCAUUUGAAAACCUUAACAUAGGCUUUCUUUUUCUUUCUUUCCCUCCCACCUCUCAUUUAAGAUGACCUUGAAUGAUGCUAUGAGGAGCGAGGAGAGGCUGUCAGUUACAGGAAGUACUGGAGAAAAUGGACGUGUUAUGACUCC